GUACAAAAAGAUCAUCUGAAUCCGAUGAUUCACCUGUUGUAUAGGACAGUGUACCUGGUACUUCGACUCUCUUUAACAACAUUUCAGGCAAUGGAAAAAGUAAUGGGAUCCCUCCGACAAAAAAAUGAAGCCAAAGGCCAAACUUGGGGCUUAAAGCACUUGAAGAUUUGACAAAUACAUCUGAGCAUGGUGCUAACAAGAGAUUAUUGAAUGCUGUAUUGGAUUGUAUGACCAAGAUAUCAACAGAUAUCUCAAGUUUGAGCCUCGAUGUUAAAACCAUGAAACUGGAUAUCAGCAAGAUUAAGGCAGCAGUCAAAGAUACGAAGAAAAUCAGAAGUACAACUAUGGAUUUUAUUGCCACAGUUCCACAACUGUCUAAAAAGUACAAUUAUGAUAUACCAUUUAAAACUAUGGUAGAAUUUCAAACAUUUAAUAUUCAUUUGUUGGAGAAAAGUGAUCUUAAAGAAUCAGUGUCAAUUGUACUUCAAUCUGGAUUGGAUCCACAAAUGGUCAUUUCAAAAUCAAUUGUCAGCAUGUUAAAGAUGUUUCUAAGGAAAGAUGCAGCUAUUCAAUGCGUAGCUGUCAGGAAAUUAGAAGAUAGAGUUCCAAUAAGAGAUAUACCUUUUCUUCAGUGCGUAACAGUUGUUAUAAAAGAACACAGAUUGAUGGCUAAUCUGGAGAUCACAGAUAAGGAUAUUACAAGUUCCUUAAGUACUGUCCUGUCGAAUGCAAGCCAAUGGUACGUGCCAAGAAAAUCUUUACCUGAAAAUGCAACCAAGUCAACGAGUCCUGCACAAAAAUCUAAAGUUUCCAAGAAUACUGCAGCAUCGACUGCAUUAGUACAAGUAGUUGCCAUAGAGCCUACUGCACAGAAAGAUUUAAAUGAUCCAAAUACAGUUUUUACUCCAAUGCAAUUUGAAUUUGCAAAUGUAGAAGAGGAUGAGGAAGAGUUUGAUGACGAAUUUGACGAGGAUUAUCUUUCUAGAUUGAAUGUAGGAUUGUAAAAAAAUACUAUGUACUUACAUUUUACAAUGUUUUAAAUAUUUGCAUGCAAUAUUAUUUAAAUUUAUUUAUU
Nasonia vitripennis (jewel wasp) is the source of this 1075-nucleotide messenger RNA. RefSeq lists its product as uncharacterized. The transcript is spliced from 4 exons. The record is from RefSeq and is a predicted model, not a curated record. NCBI's taxonomy places the organism in Eukaryota, Metazoa, Arthropoda, Insecta, Hymenoptera, Pteromalidae. Bases 228 to 1004 code for a protein of 258 amino acids.